CAGCAUUGCAGUAACCUAUCUUCAACAGAGCUCGAAGCUCGGGAGAACAACAUUUGCUAGAAAAAGAAACUACUGGCAAAAACAAUGCACCCGCUCCAGCGAAAUGGUGGCUGGUUGUUGUUGCUGGCCACGGUAUGCAAUUUCGGUUUGCUGGUCGUAACUGAACUACCUCGCCCGCGAGGUGUAUCGAUCUCACAGGCGAGCCUCUACGAGGAUCGCGCCGGUAGUGGGCAGUUUGUGUGUCUCGAUGGGAAAAAGGUAAUUCGCCACGAGCGCAUCAACGAUGACUAUUGUGAUUGCGAGGAUGGAAGUGAUGAGCCGGGUACGGCCGCCUGUCCCGGCGGUACGUUUCACUGCACGAACGCCGGUUACAAGCCGCUCAACAUUCCGAGCUCACGGGUGAACGAUGGCGUGUGCGACUGUUGCGAUGCUUCGGAUGAGUACGGUUCCGAGGCGAACUGCGUCAAUACCUGCAGCGAGCUGGGCAAAGAAAAUAGACUACGCGAAAAGCAGCGCAAUGAGAUGCUCAAGAUGGGCAAUCAGCUGCGACUUGAGAUGAGCCAACGGGGGACGUCACUGAAGGACGAACAGCGGGUGCGGCUGGCAGAGCUGGAUAAAAGCCGCGCUGAAGCGGAAGCUCUGAAGCAGGAGAAGGCCGCACUGAAAAGUGAAGCGGAAGAGUUAGAGAACGCCGCCCUCAAGGUGUACCGUGACCGUGAGGAGGAAUUGAAACGGGUGAAAGACGAAGCCGAAGCGCAAAGCAAUCGCGCGGAGGCAGAGGAGACAUUCCGAAAGUUUGAUUCAAACCAGAAUCAGCUGCUCGAGCUGGUGGAGCUGCAAACGAGGAUAGUGUUUGAUCGCAAUCGCGACGGUGCGGUAACGGAAGAUGAGGCCCGGUUCUUCUUGGACGAACGAGAUCAGGUUGAUUUUGAAACCUUCGUCACGUUAUGCUGGCCUCGUAUGAAACCUUUUCUAAUGAUGGAUUCGGGUCUGUUCAAACCGCCGGCCGACGAGCAACGUGCGGUACGUGACGAAACGGAAGAGGCUGAACUGCAUUCCGAUGGUUACGAGUUGGAAGGCAGUGAACACGAUGCCAAUAAAGUACCGGCCUACGGUGAUGAAGAAUAUCUAGCACACCACGAGGAGGAGGGUGAGGAUGAACAAACUUUGGACGAGCAUGAGGACGAAGACGAGGAGGAAGACGUUGGAGAAGGUGAGAUCGAACCAGCGGGGGGAAAUCAAAAGCCACCGGUCCAGUACGAUCCCGAGACGCAAGAACUGAUUAAUAAAGCGAAUGAAGCGCGUAACCAAUUUUCCGAGGCGGAUCGACACGUGCGUGAAAUGGAUCAAGAAAUACGGAGCAUCAAGGAAGUGCUUGAAAAGGACUAUGGUAAAGAUGAGGAAUUUGCCGUUUUGAAUGGGGAAUGUUUCAACUUUGAAGAUCGGGAGUAUGUCUACAAACUGUGCCCGUUCGAUAAAGCCAUUCAGCAACCACGUAGCGGUGGUGCGGAGACGAGAUUGGGUACCUGGGAUAAAUGGAAGAACAAUGGUGAUUACAGUACCAUGCUCUACUCGAACGGUGCCGCCUGUUGGAACGGGCCACAACGGUCGGCGCUAGUGGUUCUGGAGUGUGGACUCGACACUAGGAUCCUUUCCGUUACGGAACCGAACCGUUGCGAGUACGAGUAUCGGAUGCAAACCCCAGCUGCCUGCGCGUUCCAGGAAGAUCAGUCGAACGGCAACAAAGAAUCGCACGACGAGCUGUAGUAGUGUACCACUGGGCAGCGAGGUGAUUAGUACCACGUAGUGAAAAGCGGAUGGGUUUUGUUGCUAUCAUUUCACAUGCUAUCCUCCGAAUCAUUUGAAGCAUUCCUUCGCACGAAACGAAAAAAAGGAGGGGUAAAUAAUACCAAGUAAAGUAACGGGACUGAACUGAAAUGUGGACGGUAGAGUGUGAAGCGAAAGAUCUAAGAUUCAGCGAAAAAAUCGACACAGACUCGUUAAACAACAUUUCGAAUAUCAAAUCAUUCCGGUAACGGUCAGAUUAGUGGCAACUUAUUUUCUAGCGAAUGAAUCCAUCCAACACGCAAAACAUUUCAAACGCGCAAAUCUUUCGCUGUUUUAUACCUAUCGAAAAAAUCAUUUCUAGUGUAAAACCAGGCCACUUUGCGUAACAUUUUUAUUUUAAUCAACAAUUCAUAGGGAAAGUUUUCAUUCUACCUCCCGUUUUUACCAUCAUGCAGUAGUAAGACUUGUAAAUCCGUAAGAAUCAGCAGUGAUGAUUGACAAAAAAUGUCAACGAAAGUGUACACCAUCUAGAGAUUUAAAAUUGAUUCGUAAAGUAAAUAAUAAAGGCCGUUUGGCGUGAUUGUGGAUGGAA
Messenger RNA from Anopheles coustani, 2380 nucleotides. RefSeq names its product glucosidase 2 subunit beta (gene GCS2beta). Bases 85 to 1767 code for a protein of 560 amino acids. The transcript has 3 exons. Lineage: Eukaryota; Metazoa; Arthropoda; Insecta; Diptera; Culicidae. Gene Ontology annotation, cellular component: glucosidase II complex. Gene Ontology annotation, molecular function: protein binding. Gene Ontology annotation, biological process: N-glycan processing. The record is from RefSeq and is a predicted model, not a curated record.